AUGUCUUCUAACCGAGUCCGUCGCAUUGCCAAAGAGCUAAACGAUAUUUCGAAUGAUGCGGAUUCUCAAAUAUUUUGCCAAUCAAGAGAUGGUAAUGAUAGUGAUCUGACCAACCUUCGAGCAUCCUUUUCUGGUCCACCAGAUACCCCAUAUGAAGGAGGCACCUACAUCGUUGACAUCAAGAUCCCCAACGAAUACCCAUUCCGCCCUCCGCAGAUGAACUUCACAACUAAGCUCUGGCAUCCAAAUGUCAGCAGUCAGACAGGUGCAAUUUGCCUUGACACCCUGGGCUCAGCCUGGUCUCCUGUCCUAACCAUCAGGUCUGCCCUCCUCUCCCUCCAAUCUCUCCUGAGCACACCCGAGCCAAAGGACCCUCAAGACGCCGAAGUAGCCAACAUGUUACUCUACCACCCCGACCGAUUUCGAGCGAAAGCACGCGACUGGGCAAUCCAGUACGCCGGUGCUCCCUCAGUCACUAAAUGGUCACAAAGUGCCGCUUCGAUUCCUUCAUACUCAGCACCAGUAUUGCAUCGCUCAAAGGAAGAGGAGGCGCAACAGGAGAUGCUGAAAUAUCAAGGAUACAAUAAAGCUCUCGUCGAUCGUUUCGUUUCCAUGGGCUUUGAUAUUGAAAAGGUAGUCGAAGCCUUCAACUUCGUUCACAUCGAUCGCAAUGACGGAGAGGACUAUGAGUUGGAGGAGGCAUAUAUGGGUGAUGUUACCGCGAGACUUCUCGGGGAACCAUGA
Sclerotinia borealis F-4128 is the source of this 744-nucleotide messenger RNA. Lineage: Eukaryota; Fungi; Ascomycota; Leotiomycetes; Helotiales; Sclerotiniaceae. The record is from the annotation of a GenBank genome assembly.